This is a messenger RNA of Paraphaeosphaeria sporulosa, 900 nucleotides long. RefSeq names its product putative hydrolase or acyltransferase of alpha/beta superfamily. NCBI's taxonomy places the organism in Eukaryota, Fungi, Ascomycota, Dothideomycetes, Pleosporales, Didymosphaeriaceae. The coding region runs from base 1 to 900 and encodes 299 amino acids. The transcript has 4 exons. The record is from RefSeq and is a predicted model, not a curated record.
AUGCACUACUACAUCGCUGGUUCCGGGCCUCCUCUCCUCCUCAUACACGGCACCCCAAAGACGAAUUACUACUGGCAAAAGCUCGUCCCGCUACUAACACCAUACUUCACAGUCGUUGCGCCAGAUGUGCGAGGCUUCGGGUAUACCGACAGACCGCCUGCAGCGAUGAGAUACAACAACACGGCGCAGGCGGCGGAUAUGGCGGGAUUGAUGAGUUUGUUGGGAUUUGAGAGAUUUACCGUGCAUGGAGAGGACCGCGGUGCUGAGUACGCCUACGCAGUAGCAGCAAUUUAUCGGGAUCGAGUGAUGAAACUCUCGUUUUGCGAAAUGCUUCUGUCGGGUGUAUCGCUCGACACGUGGUCCUACUUCACGCCCGAGAACGUGAACGCGCAGUAUGAGCUACGCGGCGUAUGGCAGUGGCACAUUCCCUUCCUCUGGAUUGCCAACGUCCCCGAAAUGCUCAUCACAGGCAAAGAAGCGGAGUUCUGGACGUACUUCAUGGAGGCAGAAUGCUACAACCCCAUUUCUAUCAGCAGAGAAGCGAUUACCGAGUGGAUUGAUUCCAUCAAAGCGCCGGGUGGCUUGAGAGGCGUUCUGGAAACGUAUAGAGCAGACUUGGUGAACCGACAAAUCAACAACGAACUUCGGCAGAACCCGCUUACGCUGCCCGUGAUGACAAUCGGAGCACCGGAAUUCUUUGGGGUUAAUGUGAGGGAGGAAAUGCUGCAGGUAGGGAACAAUGUCCAGCAGAGCUAUAUCUUCGAGGAGUGUGGGCAUAGUCUGGCGUUGGAGGCUGAAGUGCGGCUGGCAGGUGCGCUUGUGGGAUUCUUUUUGGGAAAUGGGAGCGACAAUUCAUCGACUGCGACAUCGACAAUUGCGAGCUCGACAGCGACUCAAUAG